Messenger RNA from Aureobasidium melanogenum CBS 110374, 1677 nucleotides. RefSeq lists its product as uncharacterized. Gene Ontology annotation, cellular component: membrane. Bases 1 to 1677 code for a protein of 558 amino acids. Gene Ontology annotation, biological process: amino acid transmembrane transport. Lineage: Eukaryota; Fungi; Ascomycota; Dothideomycetes; Dothideales; Saccotheciaceae. The transcript is spliced from 3 exons. The record is from RefSeq and is a predicted model, not a curated record. Gene Ontology annotation, molecular function: amino acid transmembrane transporter activity.
AUGUCAUCCGACAAGUUAUCACGCGAGGAGACUCGUGUGAAGACACAAUACGAUAUUGACCAAGAGAAGGGUGUUCCAAUCUAUCAAACGACGUCGGGACCUGUAGCAGGAGACGUCUUCGACGAGUCCUAUGGGACAACACAACGCGGUCUCAAAUCAAGACAUGCUCAGAUGAUUGCUCUAGGAGGCACCAUUGGUACUGGUCUGUUCGUAGGUAGCGGUCAGACGCUUGCCAGAGGUGGACCAGCAUUUAUCUUGGGAUCGUUCGUCUUCAUGGCUGCUUUGAUCUGGAUGAUCGUUACCGCUAUUACUGAGAUGUCGGCCUAUCUGCCUACUCGUGGUAGUAGCAUGACCAUGUUUGCAGAUCGAUUUGUGUCAUCCAGCUUCGGUUUUGCUUUGGGUUGGCUAUACUGGUAUUCUCUUGGAAUCUUGGUGCCCUACGAGAUCACCGCAGCUGCGCUGGUCAUCGAGUACUGGGGUUCCACCAUCAACAUCGCUGUUUGGAUUUCGAUCAUGCUGGUCUUAAUCGUUGCACUCAACCUAUUGCCAGUCAAGUAUUACGGGGAAGUCGAAUUCUGGUUUGCAGGCACGAAAGUGAUAAUGAUGGUCGGUCUCUUGCUUGUAUCACUCAUUAUCUGCUUGGGUGGUGGUCCAAGGGGAGACAGGCUCGGAUUUCGCUACUGGAACAACCCUGGAGCCGCAAACGUCUACCUUGCUGAAGGAAACACUGGACGCUUCAUAGCACUGCUGUCGACCUGGGUGCUCAGUGCAUUUCCUUUUGCAUUCGCUCCGGAGUUGUUGGUUGCGACUGGUGGUGAAAUCGAGGACCCGCGUCGCAACCUCCCCAUCGCAGCCAGAAGAUACUUCUAUCGUCUUAUCUUCUUCUACAUAUUCUCAGUCCUUGCUAUUGGUGUCAUCUGUCGCUCAGAUGAUCAGGCACUUACCAAUGGUGGAGUUGGUGCUGGGUCUUCGGCUUUUGUGGUUGGCAUCAAGAAUGCUGGUAUCCCUGUUCUGGACUCUAUCAUCAACGGAGGCAUCAUUCUCAGUGCUUGGUCGUCUGGAAACUCUUUCCUCUACCUUUCUGGAAGAAGUUUGUACUCACUUGCUCUCUCUGGUAAUGCACCAGCUUGGUUCAAACACUGCACCAAGAACGGUGUACCAAUUCGCGCAAUGGGAGUAUCAUCUCUCUUUUCGCUCUUGGCCUAUCUCAACGUUGCAAAUUCUGCUAGUGUUGUUUUUAACUGGCUCGUCAACCUCACCAACACUUCGGCUUUCAUCUCGUGGAUCUGUUGCUGCAUCACCUACAUACGCUUCCGCAAGGCGUUCACCGCUCAGAACAUCCCCAACUCUGAUCUUCCUUACCGCAACACCAUCAUGCAGCCUUGGGGUGCAUGGUUUGCAAUGGUUUUCUUCACCAUUUUGACUCUAAUCAACGGCUUCACCGUCUUCUGGCCGCAGAACUGGUCAGUCGCUGAUUUCUUCACGGCGUAUGUUGGCAUUCCGAUCCCUAUCGUUAUCUACCUUGUUCACAAGGUCUUUUGGGCUAGACAUGAGGCUUGGGCUCGUCCACCCCUGACUGUGGAUUUAGUGAGUGGGCUUGAUGAGGUGAUGACUACGUACAAGGAAAAGAAGCCUUAUACCAAGUGGUAUCACUACGUCAAGGUGUUGUGGGAGUAG